CACACUUGUAGCAUUGGACUUCGUUGAAGAAAACUUUAGGAAAUGCAACAAACAUUGAGCUGAUCCGCAUGUCAGAGCAAAGAGAGCAGCUGCAAGACAGACAGCAGCUAGGAGAGGAGGAUCGAUCGACGACAAAAGGUGAUGCUGGCACCACCAAAAUGGAGCCUCUCUCAGAGGAAGUUGAUACUUUAGAAACACUUGUUGACCAAGUAAUGUCAACCGCUCCGGACCUUGUAAUCACCGAAACCAAAGGCGACAGUACUACUCCAGAGUCAGAACUCCAUCGUGUACAGUCAUGCUCGUCGUUGCUGGACGCGUAUCUUGGUCUCCCAACCAUUCCUGAGGACGACAACGAAGAGAAUGUAAUUGAAACCCACGUCGGUGGUGACUCUGCCAUGUCCCCGCUGACUCCCGAAGUAUCACUUUUCGCCCCUGUCUACCUUCGCACCACAUCUUUGGCACAUUUGCAAACUCUAUGUGCAACGUUGGAAGAACUCAAAGCUAUCAAGGCAAAGUUGGCAACAGCUGGACCCGUUGUCGAGGAAGAUUCCGAGUCGAAUCGGUCUUCCUUUACGACUUGCAAUAGUCGUACCAGCACAUUGGUGGAGGACGUGGAACCUGAGGAUACGACUCAAAAGAGUGGCAGCGCGGCAGCUGAUGCGGAGGCAGUCGGCAGAACGAUGCAGUAUCAUCAAGGGGAUGGAAUUGUCGGCAGACACGGACGCACACUACCCACCAUAGCGGAAGAUGAAACUCCACCCUCAUCCCCGGUACCUAUACAUCGCAUCUUUUUCGAAGAUGAGAAAAAUGAACCUACGCAUCCCCCGCCCUCCGCACCAUUACCUCCUAUUGUGGAAGACAAGUCCACAGAGCUUACCGCUUCAGAAGAGCAAAGUGCGGGAUCUGUGCGAUCACCGCUGUCUCAACCCGUAGAUCAUCAAGCUCAUCAAACUGCUCCCCCACUUGCGCCACUGCCAACUCCGCCAUCGAGCCCGUCAGAAAUGGCAGCUCUCCAACUUCCAUCUUCACAGAGCAGUACCGAGGCAGUGUCUCCCAUUUCGUCGCCAUUGAUUACCUCGUUUCCCACUCCGCCCCGUUCAAAUUCGAAAGCUCUAAAGACCCUUGGUAUCAUUACUGAUGCUGAUCAUGGAAUUGCAAUCAAUGAAAAGGCGAUGCGCAUUUUAGGGAUGAGCGAUGACUCGGCUCUCGACAAGUCUCCAACAAGGAUGAACAUUAGAACCCUCAGAAGGUCAAAAACGGAGUCUUUCAUAAUUGGUGGUUCUUUGGAGCGUCCGAAAAGGGUCAGCAAGCCGCUGCCGGACACGCCUUGGUCUCCUGUCGCUCCAGAGGCGAAUUCCACUGCAACUAGUGACGAUGCAAACAUGCCUAAUAUGCUUGCAAAAUCUGCUAUGGCAGCCAAUCAGGAGGGGACGGAAUCGUCUGGUAUUGAAACGGUUACAGUGAGUGAAGAAUCACUUGACGCACCACAGCCGCCCCCGAAGCCAUCACCCAAAUCCCCGGUUUCUCCCGUCGCAUCAGAGACAAUACCAACCCCGCCGAGAUCAAAUACAAAGGCUCUUAAGACGCUCGGGAUUAUAUCUGAAAGGGAAGCUGGUUCAGGAAUAGUGGUCAAUCAAAAGGCAAUGAAAAUACUGGGCAUGGACGAUGAUGCAGGUAAUAUCAAAAUCGCCUCAAUCAGCGGCGAGUCGCUGGACCGACCACAACCGCACCCCAAGUCAUCGCCCAAAGCUCCCUUGUCUUCCAUCACCUUAGAGACGAGCCCAACCCCACCACGGUCAAACACAAAGGCUCUUAAGACGCUUGGAAUACUCGCUGAUGAUGAAGCGGACAACAAAUUGUUAGUAAAUCAGAAGGCCAUGAAAGUUUUGGGCAUGGAUGACGAGAAUGGCAGCUCGAAAAGCGCUGCGAGGACGUCCAUUAUUUUGGGAGGUACACUGGAGAGGACCAAGCGCUUCAGUUCUACGGGGACAUUGAACAGGAUAUCCAAAUCUGUCGAUGAAGCCAUCAAGAAUAGCAAAGCCAUCAGGCGGUUUUCGCUUAACUCAUCCGCUCCAGCUACGGUCACUCCGAAAGUGUUGUCCGCGAUCAAUCCUGUUGAGCAAGCUUCACAUCAAAUCAUCUUCUCUGGAUUUCUCCAUACGACAAAGCAUCCCCCACAAAACUUUAUUCGCUCAUGGAAACGCCGAUAUUGCGUGCUGACUCCUGGGUUUCUCUACCUGUAUCAUGAGCCGCGUGUCCCAGACCCGAUCAAGGAUAAGGACGCGAGUGAUGUUUUGUACGUCGGAGUUGGCACAGAAGUCAAAAUUACGGAGGAAGGACGAGGAAGGGGCUCACGAGCAGGUUUUGGAUUUUCCGUCAAGAGUGGGGCGAAGGUUUGGUACUUUUGGUGCGAUGACAUGCAAUGGUUUGGGGUUGUCGAUGCGUUUUCCAAGGAGCUAAGUCCCAAAAAAGCAUCAUUGGGGAGGCCAAAGAGUGCAGAAUCUGAAAAGAGUCCCAUUACGUUGAAGAGGGAGGAUUCAGGCGUUUCGACCUCAUCUGCGCGUCUACUUUUGACUAGCAAGCUGAGUCCGGACCCAAUGUCACCAGCAUCCCCGCCACCAACUGCUCCACUUCCCCCGGUUCCGCCCAAAACGUCGUUGGAAGAUCAAUUCAAUCCCUGGCGACACACCAUCCAGUCGGGGAUAUUACCCCAUCCAAGAGCCGUAAUGCGAAGAGCGUCGACACCAAAUGUGUCCUUCCCACACCAAUCCAUCUCCGCUCCAGUUCCUUCCUUACCAUCCAACUAUCACCGACACUCGGAUGAAAUCCGAAGCCAUUCGCUGCCGCGAACAUCAUCCAAUCGCGCAACGAUCAAUUCAGCAAUCAACUUGUUGGACAGUAUGCUUGCCGAGGAGCAGAAGCGGGAGAGCGUGUCAACUCUUUCAGUGUGAUGGGUCGAUUCAUGAAACUUUCUUCUUGUAUAUUCUCUUAGUCCAUCAUUUGUGUGUAUUGUAUAGUUCAUUUUUGUUCUUUUUAGAACACGUUCUCUUUUGGUUUGGAUUUUGUAGACGGACACACUGUAGCCUAGAUAUGUUUAGAGUUUUUUCACCAAUAAAAACGCUUAUGAAGGUAA
Molecule: messenger RNA, 3133 nt
Organism: Spizellomyces punctatus DAOM BR117
Lineage: Eukaryota; Fungi; Chytridiomycota; Chytridiomycetes; Spizellomycetales; Spizellomycetaceae
Exons: 1
Coding region: 69-2951 (960 amino acids)
Source: RefSeq, a predicted model, not a curated record